CAUAACAGCAGCAGCAGCAGCAGCAGGAGCAGCAUCCGCUUAGCAGAGCAGCAAAUGCUUCGGCAGCAAAAGCAGUAAAGCUCGCCGCCGCUACUACGUUACGUGCCUAUGAGUGGGCGAGUUUGUGUACAUGUCUGGACAUGUAUUUGACAGCCUUUCCCUUUUGGCCAUUGGUAUGCUUCGUGUGGCUCUGUCUCGGUCUAGGCGACUUGACGAAACUUGCUGUGAAACGUAACGCGCCCCAUUAUGGAAUACACCCGACAAACGCACUGGGUCGUUGGGAUUGGAAUAAGCACAAGCAGCUGCACUCGGAUGCCAGGAUCGGGCAUUUAGAGGCGGGCAACGAGUCGCGGGAGGACCAGCUGUCGGAGGAGUUGGGCAAGUUCGGCGAGAAGCUCUUUCCCGUCUCCAACUAUCCGCCCUAUCAGCAGAAUAGCGAGGAUAGCCAGGAGGUGCAUCACAGUGGCGAGGGUAGAUUGCAUACAAUGGAAUCGUCAGUGCCAUCCAAGACAAGAGUACCCGGUGGCACCAACGGGAUUGAUACACCCAAGUUCCGGAACAUUGGCGCCCAGCGGGGCCGAACCGAAAUAGCCGGCAUACGCGAGGCUGAUCGAAUCAGUUCACGUGGUCGAGAUGGUUUUAUUGGUGGGCCCAGCAACAAACAGAAGCCCUUUAGAGUCAAUCUGGCCGUUCUCGUGCAGGAUGAUCCCAGUCAACCGGGUGAGACGUACUCCAAUUGCCAGAACUCAAAUGAAUCCGAUGAGAACUGCAAUCCCGAGGAGGAUGCAGUGCCGAAUUUGCAAAGGGAUUGCGAGAAGACCGGGCUACAUGUGAUGUGCCCCCGAACCUUUCGAUGCAUUAGCAAGUAUUGGCUCUGCGAUGGCGAUGAUGACUGCGGUGAUUACUCGGAUGAGACGCACUGCGGCGCCAGGACGAAUUGUACAGAGGAUCAGUUCGAGUGUCUCAAUGGAUUCUGCAUUCCACGAACGUGGGUCUGCGACGGUGAGAACGAUUGCAAGGACUUCUCCGACGAGACCCACUGCAAUCGCACCACCUGCACGGAUGAGCACUUCACCUGCAACGAUGGCUACUGCAUCUCCCUGGCCUUCCGCUGCGAUGGUGAGCACGAUUGCAAUGACAACUCGGAUGAGCUCAAGUGCGCGGCGGUCAUAAACAGCUGUCCGGAGGGCGAGUUCAAGUGCCGCGGCGGAUUGGGUGGUGCUGGUGGGCCCAGUGGCCAGUGUAUACUCAAUCGCUUCCGUUGCGAUGGCGACAACGACUGCGGCGACUGGAGUGACGAGGAGAAUUGCCCCCAGAAACCAUCACUAUGUACCUCGAACGAAUACAAGUGUGCCGAUGGCACCUGCAUCCCGAAGCGCUGGAAGUGUGACAAGGAGCAGGAUUGCGACGGCGGAGAAGACGAGAACGAUUGCGGGAGUGUGGGCUCGGAGCAUCCAUUGACCUGCGGAUCCGAUGAGUUCACCUGCAACAAUGGUCGCUGUAUUCUGAAAACUUGGCUCUGCGACGGCUAUCCAGAUUGCGCUGCUGGAGAGGAUGAGGUUGAGUGCCACCUACAAUGCGACCUGGGACAAUUUUUAUGCCCAACCAAACAAAACCUAACAAAUCUUAAGAUAUGUGUUCAUCAGAAGCACAUUUGCGACGGCCACAACGAAUGCCCCGCCGGCGAGGAUGAGGCCGACUGUCCCAAGGAGCGCAAGUGCUCGGAACCGAGUCCUUGCGAGCAACUCUGCAUUGAAACCACUGCAGGAUUGAACGAGUGUGCCUGUCGACUUGGUUAUGUCAUGGACAAAAACAAAGUCAACUGCACGGAUAUAGAUGAAUGCCAGUACCUGACCAGUCCGGUUUGCUCACAAAAAUGCCACAACACUAUGGGUUCCUUUAAGUGCUCCUGCGAAACGGGCUACAUACUUCGUCCAGAUCUGAGAUCCUGCAAAGCACUGGGUGGUGCGAUGACCCUGCUGGUGGCCAACCGCUGGGACAUACGACGGGUGACAUUGAGUAAUAACCGGUACACGGCGAUUGUGAAGGGACUCCACAAUGCGAUCGCACUGGACUUCCACCAUCGCAAGGGCCUGAUGUUCUGGUCCGACGUGUCCACCGAUGUCAUCAAGAUGGUGUAUAUGAAUGGGACGCGAGUUCGAGACGUCAUCAAAUGGGGUCUGGAGUCGCCGGGUGGCAUAGCAGUCGACUGGAUACACGACCUGCUAUUCUGGACGGAUUCGGGCACGAGGCGUGUGGAGGUCUCCAAUUUCCAGGGUAACCUGCGCACCGUCAUCGCCUCCUAUGAUCUGGACAAGCCCCGGGCUAUUGUUGUGCAUCCGGGAGAGGCGUUGGCCUUCUGGAGUGACUGGGGACCGAAUCCGAAGAUAGAGCGCGCCUACAUGGAUGGAACACAGCGAAAAGUAAUCAUAUCAAAGGGUGUGACCUGGCCAAAUGGUUUGGCAAUUGACUUCCCCAACAGCAAGCUCUACUGGGCAGAUGCCAAACAGCAUGCCAUCGAAUGCUCCAACUUGGAUGGCAGUGAUCGGAACAAGAUCCUCAGCACCCACUUGCCACAUCCGUUUGCCCUCACUCUCUUCGAGGACACCAUGUACUGGACGGACUGGAAUACAAAGACUGUGUCGGCGGCGGACAAGAUAACAGGCAAGGAGUUCAGAGCGGUCCAUGAGAAUUUCCAUUUCCCAAUGGACAUCCAUGCCUAUCAUCCGGCUCGACAGCCGGAGUACGCUGAUCGCUGUCAAAAGGAUCGGCGGGGUUUGCGUGGCGGGUGUUCCCAUCUCUGUUUGCCCAACCAGACAUCGCGACGAUGCGGAUGUCCCAUUGGGCUUUCGCUGAAGGAGGAUGGCAAGACCUGUAAGAGUACGGCCGAUAAACUGGUGCUGGUGGCGCGACGCAAGGACAUACGCUUGAGGCAUCUGAGGGACAAUCAAGCGGAUCCCAACGAUGUUGACAUGAUUGUUCCCCUGGAUAACCUGAAGCAUGCUGUCGCACUGGAUUGGUGCAGCGACACGGACUUCAUCUAUUGGACAGACGUGGAGCGCAGCACCAUCAAUAAGGCGCAUCUCAAUGGAAGCUACCAGCAGCGAGUGGUGCACUCGAAUCUGGUUUCGCCAGUGGGUCUGGCACUCGACUGGAUAACCGAUAAACUGUAUUGGACAGAUCCGUCGACGAAUCGCAUUGAGGUCGCCACCACGAAUGGAAAGAUGCGCACCUUGCUCAUAUGGGAGAAGCUAUACAAGCCACGGGAUAUCGUUGUAAACCCGAUUGAGGGCUUCAUGUUUUGGUCGGAUUGGGGUGAUGAUCCUAUGAUUGAACGUGCCAAUAUGGAUGGACAUGAGCGCGUCACCAUCACAUCGAAGAAAUUGAUUUAUCCCAAUGGCCUGGCGAUUGAUUACGAGAAAAGCAAGAUCUACUUCGUUGAUGGUGGCACAAAGACGUUGGAGAACAUGAAUUUUGAUGGCAGCGGACGCCAAGUUAUUCUAAAUGGACUUGGCCAUCCCUUCGGCUUGGAUGUGAACGAGGGCCGUGUGUUUUGGACCGAUUGGGAUACCAAGUCGGUGAUGAGCGCCAAUAAGCUGACAGGCAAGGACACCAAUGUCAUCAUCGCCAAUAGCACGGACCUGAUGGACAUCCGGGUGUUCCAUCGCACUCGCAGGCGCAUCUUCAACGCGUGCGACAAGCUGAAUGGAGGUUGCUCGCACCUGUGCCUCCUGAAUCCCACCAGUUACACCUGUGCCUGCACCGUGGGAGUUCAGCUGAAGGAGGAUAGGCACACAUGCUCCGAAGGACCCACGCAGUACAUACUGUUCGCUCACAGAAUCGAUAUAAGGCAAAUAUCAUUGGAUUUCGAUCACCUGAUCGAUGUGGUGCUUCCCCUGCCGCCGAUCUCGAAUGCGGUGGCUCUGGAUGUCGACCGGAAGACGGGCUACAUCUAUUGGUCGGACACCAUUGAGAACGUGAUCAUGAGCUCGAGUCCAGAUGGCCUGCACGUCCAGAAGAUCGUUGGCGAUAGCCUGGAGAAUCCCGAUGGUCUGGUCGUCGAUUCGAUUGGCCGUACUAUUUAUUGGGCCGAUGCCGGUCGCCACACCAUCGAAGUGGCCAGUCUGGAUGGUAGCAAUCGGCAUGUGAUUGCCUACAAGGAUCUGGAGUCGCCGCGUGGCUUGGCGUUGGAUUACGAGGCUGGCCUCUUGUUCUGGACCGACUGGGGACACUAUCGCAAGAUUGAGAGAUCCCAUUUGGAUGGCAACGAGAGGUCACGCAUUGUGACCGCCAAUCUUGGAUGGCCCAAUGGUCUGUCCCUCGAUUUGAAGAGCAAGCGAAUCUACUGGGUCGAUGCCCGCCUGAAGACCAUUGACUCUUGCGAUUAUACCGGAAAUCAGCGCAAGUUGAUCAUGUCAUCGCUGCACCAUCCGUACGCUCUAGCUCUGUCGGAUGAUAAUAUUUACUGGACGGACUGGAAGUCGAAGGCGUUGCACAUGACGGAGAGACGCAACAUCAGUGCAAAGCGGGAUAUUAUCACCAACAUCGAUGGGCUGAUGGACAUCAAGAUCAUCUAUCAGAACCAGAAUCAAUCAACGAUGAAAAAUGUCUGUGGCAACAACAAUGGCAACUGUUCCCAUCUAUGUCUACGCAAUCCAUCUGGAUAUUCAUGUCAAUGCCCCAUUGGAUUGCGAUUGCGCCAGAAUAGCACAACCCAGUGUCAAAAUCUACCAGAGGACUAUCUUCUUAUCGCUUUGCGUUCGGGAAUUGGCAUGAUUUCGUUGAAUUCCGGAGAUUUUAUGGACGUCGUUUUGCCCAUAAACGGAGUGCAUGGAGCAGUCGUACUCGAUUACCAUUACCGAAAGAACCUACUCUUCUUUGCGGACGUUAAUUUGGAUGUCAUUCGUAGAGUUAACCUGUUGAACUUAACCGAGAGCAAGGUGAUUGUCGGUACGGAUGUGCUCACACCCAACGGAAUAGCCGUCGACUGGAUUGCGGAUAAUCUGUAUUGGUCCGAUACUGAUCGCAAACUAAUCGAAGUAUCUCGACUUGAUGGGAGCUGUCGCAAGAGGAUCGUCGAGGAUAACUUGGGUGACCCACGCUCACUAAUUGUGCAUCCAAAGAAAGCUUACCUGUUUUGGUCGGAUUGGAGCUCGCCUGCGAAAAUCGAACGCAGCUACUUGGAUGGCUCAAAUCGCACGGUGAUUAUAACAUCCGGAAUCGGCUUCCCAACAGGGCUCACCAUUGAUUUCACCAAUCGCCGAUUGCUUUGGGCCGACGCCUUGGAGGACAACAUCGGUCAGGUUGAUUUCAAUGGCAAACGUCGUCAGACCAUUGUUCCUUAUGCACCGCAUCCUUUUGGUCUGACUUUGUUUGAAAACAGUAUAUUCUGGACGGACUGGUACAACAAGUCGGUGUAUCGGUCGCAGAAGCUGCCGCGUAGUGGAUAUGGCAAUCCGUUUGAGGUGCGCGAUGCCCUAAGUGGCGCACUGGAUAUACGCGCUGUAUCGCUGAACCGUCAGCCCAAAAGUGUGAAUCACUGCGCCCAGGAUAAUGGAGGCUGUACGCAUCUCUGUCUCAAUCGCAAUGUGGACUACGUGUGUGCCUGUCCGGAUGUGAUGGAUCCCAAAGAUGUGGCAUGCUCCAUCAAGCCGAAAGUGUUGGUGCACGCCAAUUUGGAGAACGAUCAAUUGCUGGAAUAUUCCGACGAAUCCACCGAUGAUUCCACACCGCCUGAGCUACUGGGCGAGUCCAAUAACAAUGGUGAUGAUGGCCAUACAAAGAAGAGCGAUCAGGAAAGGGAGUUCUUUGUGCUCGUGGCGCUGGGCGUGGUCAUUGUUAUGGUGGUCAUCAUAAUACUUGUUAUUUUCAUGCUUGCUUUCAACACGAGCAAGAAGAAAAACAAACGCAAUUCCCGCGGCUCCAGUAGAUCUGUACUAACCUUCUCAAAUCCAAACUACAACGUUGAUGGCACGCCGAUGGAACCAAAGACGAAUAUAUGGAAGCGUUUUAAGUACGAUAAAACCCAUCAGGAACGAGCCGGGGUCUACGAAGAGCGGAGUCUCACCACGGAGACGGCUUCCUCGAGCCUCUUUGUCCCGACUCCAUCUCCGAUGGCGUCGCCCUCAACAAAAACAAUCCAACUGACAACGCUCUCGACUAUCACAUAGCUGGCAUAAAUAGUAAAUAGUAGUAAAUGGCCCACAAAGGGGAUUCUCUGAAACCAUUUACCGAUUCAUGCCAUUAUCGUGAUUGAUUUGAUUGUAAAUGUGAAAAAGAAAACUGUUUUUAAUUUGCUCUUGAAACCCCAGUAGAAAAUUCUGUAAUUUUUUUGUGUUUUUUUUUUGUGAAAGUGCAAACGUGUCCUGUUAAAGCUCAAAACAAGGGGGUUUUAAGAUAAUACAAAAUGAAUAUAUUAUAUAUGUAAUAUGAUAUAUUAUUCAAUUAUGUAAUCAGUAAAUUAUUUUCCUAUUUUGUAAUAAUAAGUAAUAACUAUUAAGUAAUUCGGGUGCUUCAACUUUGAAACAAAAGAAUAUCCUACUGUUGGGCGCGUUUUUUGUUUGCUGAUCACGAAAUCGAUAUUGAAAAUUGAAAUAACCAUAACAUGGUUUACGUUUAUGUCUGAUUGCCAAUGAUAAAAUCAUUGUCAAGUCCAAUCAUAAACAACAUAGUGUAAGCGGAAGUUCUUCAGUGAUUUCCGUUUCCGCGUCGCGAUAAAGUGCAAAUGUCGAAAAACUUCUAGUUCUCUUAUUUUAUACAUGUAUGUGCUAGACUGUUGAUUUAAGUCUGUAUGCAAAAUUGUAAUGUAUGCAAACGUAAUUAAACGAAGAGGUGUUAACAACAAUUUCCAGAGCCCACGGAAUACAAACAUCGUUUGGUUCCCAUGGUUCACAUAAAUGUUAUUAAACGGGUUUUGGUUUUAAGACAUGUUUUUUCAAAAUACGAAAAUCGCGAACUUAAUUCCAUUCAGGGAUUCGGCAAAAUAUCUGGUAACUUAAGUUUUCUAUCCGUGUUUGUAAAUAUAUUUUUUGCUUGCAGAUGUAUAAACUAUUAAAUACACAAAUAAGCAUUCUUUUAUUUGCUCAACCAUUUCGGGGCAACAUGAUUUACGUCAUAUCUUUUUCACUAAUUUAUGAAUUUCCUAUGUUCUUGGCAUUUUUACGCUGAAUCGAGAGGGUAUCAUAAUUUUGGCCAGAAUAGAUUGUAAUUUUUGUAAAGGUACUAAAAGAGUUAAAGGUUUCGUGUUUUUAGCGAGAAUGCAAAAUGUAAGGAAAUGUUUAC
Molecule: messenger RNA, 7281 nt
Organism: Drosophila teissieri
Lineage: Eukaryota; Metazoa; Arthropoda; Insecta; Diptera; Drosophilidae
Gene: Lrp4
Product: low-density lipoprotein receptor-related protein 4
Exons: 13
Coding region: 141-6170 (2009 amino acids)
Molecular function (GO): calcium ion binding; protein binding
Source: RefSeq, a predicted model, not a curated record